AUGGCCAUCUUGAGUAGAACUGGCACAAGAUCAAUUGCAUUUGUUUUGUGUUUGGCCUGGUUCUUUUGUCAGUUCAAAGUUGGCCUUGCUAAAGGCCUCCACAAAGUUCCUGAUCCUAGUGGUGCUCAUCCUGCUGCUCCUCUUGGUGGCCAUCAGAAACCUCCUGGUCCUCUUCCUGCUGGUCCUGGUGCCCAACAUAAAACUCAUGGUGCUGCCCGCCUUGGUACCAUUUUUAAUGUCCUGCAAUUUGGGGCUCGAUCUGGUGCCAGACAGUCGCAAUCUCAGCCUUUUGUCAGAACAUGGAGAGCUGCUUGCGAUUUUAAUGGGCCAGCAUCAGUUGUGGUUCCCCCAGGGGUAUUCACACUUGCAGAAACUGUAUUUCAAGGGCCAUGCAAAGGCCCUCCUCCCACUUCUAUAACAGUACAAAUUCAGGGAACCCUGAAAGCAGUUGGUGACCCAUCGGAAUACUCUGACAAGUAUUGGAUUUCAGUCGAGCACGUGAAUGGAUUGCUCAUCACUGGCUCAGGCACCAUUGAUGGUUCAGGUCCUAGUGUCUGGAAAUAUGAUGACUGCAAGGGUAACACUAACUGUGCUUCUCUUCCCUCUUCAAUGUAUUUUAACGAAGUACAGAAUGCACAAAUAAAGGGACUGAGAUUUCUGGACAGCAUGGGAUUCCACAUGCACAUUUCAAAUUGUGCUGAAUUCAGUAUAAUUGGUGUUCAUAUAAAUGCCCCUCGCGAUAGCCCCAACACUGAUGGCAUGCACAUUAGCAGAUCCUCUAAGGUUAAAGUUUUGAGGACCACCAUCGGCACUGGAGAUGAUUGCAUAUCCAUCGGCCAAGGAGCAGUCGACGUUACUGUAAACGAAGUCACUUGUGGCCCUGGACAUGGCAUUAGCGUCGGGAGCCUGGGGAAGUUACCAGAUGAAUUAGAUGUCAACGGAGUAACUGUGACAAACUGCACAAUAAUAGGAACUGAAAAUGGCAUAAGAAUCAAGACUUGGCCUGGAUCAGCUCCAAGCAAAGCUUUACGCAUGCUUUUCAGCAACAUUGUCAUGGACAAUGUAGCGAAUCCGAUUAUCAUUGACCAAAACUAUGGCAGCAAAGACAGCAAGCCAUCACUUGUAAAACUCAGUGAUAUUACAUAUGAAGAUAUAAGGGGCACGUCAUCGACGCCAACAGCAGUGAGUCUAAGUUGCAGCCCAGGGGCAGCAUGUGACAAUCUGAUGUUAAACAACAUAAAUUUGCAACCAAAGAUACCAACAAUGAGGCUGGAUGCUACUUGUACAAAUGCUAAAGUGAAAUACAUUGGUUGCCAAUUUCCACCACCUUGCGCGCCUCAUCCCCCUUAACAUCAACAUGUUGCUGAUAAAAUUAGUGUAGGUAUAGGCAGGACUGCCUCCUAGAAUUUUAUGCUAUUUGCAUCGAAGAGGUCUCUGUUCUUUUGUGUAGUUUAGGUGAAUGUGGAUGACUAACUCAGCUGGUAUACA
Daucus carota subsp. sativus is the source of this 1488-nucleotide messenger RNA. RefSeq names its product exopolygalacturonase. Gene Ontology annotation, biological process: carbohydrate metabolic process. NCBI's taxonomy places the organism in Eukaryota, Viridiplantae, Streptophyta, Magnoliopsida, Apiales, Apiaceae. Gene Ontology annotation, molecular function: polygalacturonase activity. Bases 1 to 1350 code for a protein of 449 amino acids. The record is from RefSeq and is a predicted model, not a curated record. The transcript is spliced from 5 exons.